AUGGCAGACAACAACACCUUGAGAGCACAAAUUUCCUCCUUGAGGCAAUCUUUCUUCGAUGAGGGAAUGCUUGACGAUCACUAUGUCCAACUCGAAGAGUUGGAAGCGGAGGACAAUCCUCACUUCUGUGAAGAAGUCAUGACAAUGUUUCUCAGGGACUGUACUAAAUUGAUUGCUACACUGGAGCGUUCUGUGCAUGAACCAGAAUUUGAUCCCCAACAGAUAGAUCAGUAUCUCCAUCAGCUCAAGGGUAGCAGCUCCAGUGUUGGUGCUGCUAAGGUGUGGAGUGAAGUUAACAUACUCAGAGAAAUUCUGAAAGCAGACGGCGACUAUGCAAGGUUUAGGGAUCAUUUGGCUCAACUCAAAGUUGAGCAUCAAAAGUUGGAAGCUAACCUUGAACCUUACUUCCAGAUGCUCAGGCAACUUGAUCCUUGA
This is a messenger RNA of Fragaria vesca subsp. vesca, 435 nucleotides long. Its product is annotated as histidine-containing phosphotransfer protein 4-like. Bases 1 to 435 code for a protein of 144 amino acids. Gene Ontology annotation, biological process: cytokinin-activated signaling pathway; phosphorylation; phosphorelay signal transduction system. Gene Ontology annotation, cellular component: nucleus; cytoplasm. Lineage: Eukaryota; Viridiplantae; Streptophyta; Magnoliopsida; Rosales; Rosaceae. Gene Ontology annotation, molecular function: histidine phosphotransfer kinase activity; protein histidine kinase binding. The transcript has 6 exons. The record is from RefSeq and is a predicted model, not a curated record.